Messenger RNA from Daphnia pulicaria, 6643 nucleotides. RefSeq lists its product as uncharacterized. The coding region runs from base 36 to 3092 and encodes 1018 amino acids. The record is from RefSeq and is a predicted model, not a curated record. The transcript is spliced from 20 exons. Lineage: Eukaryota; Metazoa; Arthropoda; Branchiopoda; Diplostraca; Daphniidae.
AGUUGGAGAAAACGGGAGAGGAGCACAUCGACUAUAUGAUCAUGGCCAACCAGCUGCGCUCAUUCAACAUCCAUACCACGCCUUUGAUGAUUGCCUCCGAGCUGCACAAGUUGAAGAAGCUCCUAGAUCGCGUCAUUGAACAUUUGCCUUCAGUCGUCACUCUCUCGCAGAAGGGAUCGUCCGAUCAUGAUGUUCUCAGUGACCAAUACCACGCCAUUUUCACGACUUUGAAAGAGAUGUUCGUCUUUCUGAGAACGUUGAAUCAACUGAUGAAGACCGAGGAUCGGGUCGACUAUUUCUUGGAUGCCUUCCAGGUUUCACUCGACAAAUUUCACACGAAAGCUCAAGAAGUUUUCUGGCCGAUCGAAUCCACCAAACAGGAUCCGCCAACGAUCGUGAAGCAGCAGCAAGAACAGACCAUUGUCUAUGCUGCUAGUAUCCGCCAGCCCAAACUCCAUUCAAAUGUCAAUGACGGCUGUCUGCUGCACCAGGGCUUCCUUUGGAAACGGAAUGGCUCUUCAGAGACCCGCUUUUGGGCUCUUCUAUUCACCGAUUCCCUGCUGUUCACUCACGUGAACAAUGGCGUUCAUUUCGUCGAAGAAGAGCCGAUCCUGCUGUGCAACAUGGUCCGAUUACUCGCCGCCGAGAACCAGUUGAAUCCGGUUUUCCGCUUGGUCUACCGAGCAAGCGACAAGGCCCGCAUCGGAAAAGUGUCUAUCCAUCUCGGCUGCUCUGUCGUCACGAUGCGAGCUAAAGAUCGGACGCAAAAGCUCACCUGGGUCGACCUUAUCCGCCGUCAAAUGGAUGAAUUGCAAAAUCGGGAGCACUGCUGGAACACGGCCAGCUUGUGCGAUAAGGGCGAAGCGGAAGGACAACAGCAGCUGAGGCGAGGCAGCAACAACAAUAGCAGCGGCCGUAGCCUACGAGGGAGUGGCAUCGCUAUUUUACGUCGAGUUCGUCGCUGUCUGUCGUCGGGCGCCAUCCCCAUCGCGGCGUCGAUGCCAAUUGCCACGCCGACGUCACUCUCCUUAUUGCAACCCACCACCGCCGCCGGACCGGCCUUCUACCAGAGCUAUUCUUGCGAUGAUCUCUACUUAGCGUCCGACAUGACACCUGGCAGGAAUUUCUCCAGCUCGAGUGAACCCAUAGCCGAGCAACAGUGCGAAACUCCUACCCCAUCAGCCGAAGAAGACGGACGGGAACAACAGCCGGAUCAGGAAGCUGCUGCUGAUGCUGAUGAGGUUGUCUUCGAGGGGAUUAACCUCGACAAUCCAGCAGCCAGCACAGAGACGGACUGGGAUAGUGACGUGAGUAUCGAAUCAAUUAACUUGAAUGUGGAGCCGGUCAAGGAGCAAGAGGAGCCACAAAGUUGUGCCGAUCGUUUACAACAACGGCUGUUUCGAUGCGUCAAUCUCAACGGACCAAAGGACAAAAUCGACCGUGCUGCCGUCAAGAAAAAUAGCAGCGGCGGUGGCGUCGGCGUCGAUCCGUGCUCGGCGGGAGGGGGACACGAUCCAGGUCGACCGGGUGCCGUUACCCAACCGAGUUCAGUUCCUCGUGUGCCGCAAAGCGCUACAGACCACAUUCAAAUCAGCUGGACUGCCCGUCUCUGUUGCACAUUUUUCGAUUUCAAACCGACCCAAACAUCAGAGAUUGCAUCUGCCACCAUCUGUUUGGAGGCAACUGAAGGAAAAAGCCAACCGGAUAGGGAUCGCGUUCGUUCUCCAAAAGUCAACACAUUCCAAUCAGUACUGGGUACCAUAUCAGAAGACGACGCUGGCGUUGAGAGUUGCAGAAUGCGACAGUUUCAGUCUUCCAUGAACACGGAUGAGCGGCAUGCUCUACACAGCACAGGUGACAGCACGGAAACGAGUCCAAGUUGGGCGUCAGCGACGUCCAGCGCCAUGGAAACUCCCAACGGAGUCGACCAACCGCUCGCCUUUGAUUUCAGCCGAAAAUGUGAAUUGAAUCCUGACGGGCGCCAGCAACUCGUUCUGCCGAAAUGCAGGGUUGCCGCAUCCAGUCGAUCCAACUCCGCUACAAGAGCCCACGGUGGCUCCACGCCGGUAUCAUAUAGCAUGCCGACAACUCCGGAAAUGUCUGAAACGUCGCCUUCACCUCGCCAAGUUUCGGCCGGAUUCUUUCGCUUCCCGUUCGUUGGCAAUAAUGCCAGUCCGCGCCGAUUCAGAAGUCGAGCAAUGUCUGCUGAAAGUAAUUCGGAAGAUAUCGGUCCGUCGGUUGUAGUGGUCGGAGGGUCAUCUUCACCUCCAUCUGACGGCUUCGCGCAUCACCACCACCAAUCUGCUCACGAACAUCCCGAUCCGUCGCUACCGGUGCAGGCGAUCCAGCAGACGGACAAGAGGCUCCGUUUCCCUCGUUUCCUUCGCCGCACGCACAGCGCCUCGGCCAGCACGGAAGCUCCGCCCUACGCCCUUUUCCUGCGCACCAAACGGUCGGUGAGCAAAACCCGUUCGGCUGACUUAACUGUUUCUGCCGGUCCUAACGAAGUUUUCAGCAGUAGCGUCGACGAUGCGUCGUCUGGGGCCAUAGCCAGCAGGAGAACUCGACUAUCUGAAAUGCGACUUCGCCUAGGAUUUCUACGCCGGAGGAGUACGGAAUCCUCGUUAUCGGCUCGACCGCCGCCGGAAGAGGCUCAAAAAUGGGCGGAAUCAUUCUCGGCCCUAAUGGCAUCAAAAUAUGGAGCCGCCCUUUACCGCGCCUUUUUACUCCGUGAAUUCAGCAACGAGAACCUGGAAUUCUGGCUGGCCUGCGAAGAGUACAAAAACUCCAAACCGCAGAAGCUUUCCGCCAGAGCCCAGAAGAUCUACAAUGACUUCGUGGCCGUCCAAGCAACCAAAGAAGUCAAUUUGGAUGCUGAGACGAGACUCAUCACCCUGACCAAUGUCCAGUCAAAUAAUCCAGACUUGCACGCGUUCGACCGCGCCCAGCGACGGAUCCAGCACAUGAUGGAGCGCGAUUCUUAUUUGCGUUUCCUCCAGUCGGAACUUUAUCUUGAACUCGUCCACCCGGAACGCUAUCCAGCGUCGGCAUCUUCCGUCGACGUUUCCGACAAGUCAUCGUCAGCUCCGUGAAAAAAAACCAAAAAACCAAAAAACCAAAAAAAAAAAAAAAAAACGGGAACCAACCAACCAAAACAAACAUACGGAACGCUUUAGAGGCUAUACGAUGGAAACUUUCCGAGCCGAUGCAAGAAAGAAAAAAAGGAAAUUAGAUUUUUUUUUCUGUCUUUCGGGUUUCGCCACUUUGACGUCGUCGUCCGUCACGUUCUAUUUUGGAAUCGUAUCUUCUCACGACAGAGCUGUACUGUGAUAUUACUGCUCCCCCGCCCUCACCCAACCCGAUUUUGUUGUUGUUGUUGUUGUUUAUCCUUUUUUUUUCUUUUUGUGUAUUUCAUGGUUCUCUCUUAUUUUCAUUUCUCCCCUCUCACACAUAUUUAUUUACUGGAAAGGAAAACACAGCGCGGUGUCCGGUAAUGUACAUAUAAAAGACAGACAUAUUAUGGCAGUUUUCCUCUUUGACCGCCGCUGCCGUGACCCUAAAAGAAAAUUCCCCUUUGACCAAGGGGGGAAAAAACCAAAAACCUUCGGCCAACAAAGUUUUCUUUUUUUUAAUUUUAAUUAUUAAUUUUUCUUAAAAUUUUUGGUCUUCUCAAAAACACCACUUGCGAAAGAUUUCUCUUUCCAAAAAAAAGAAAAAUCUAUGUUACAUCCGCAAGUGAAAAAAGACACACGGAGAAAGUGUGGGGGGAAAAAAAGGGAAAAGAAAAAAUCGAUUGAAAAAGAAAAAGAAAAAGAGUCCGGAUUUCCGGAUAGAUCUCCUGUUUUCGUCACUUGAACGCCGACUCUAUCUCUCGCUCCCGAUUUUUGUUUUCUAAAAACCGAUUGAGCUCUCUCCCCCCACCUCCCUCUCUCUCUCUCUCCUAUUGUGCUGCAGCUCCUAGAGUGGGAACGUAGCGUCCGGUGACGUCACUUGAGCGCCAUACGCAGUGCUGCCGUGUCGCGUGUGCUGUUAUACUGCAUCCGUAUUUUUACCAUAUGACAUAAUAUCAAAUGCUUUUGCUUUUGUAUUAUAACCAUAUAAUUUGUGUCCGGUCGUCGAAUGAAUUUUUAUAGGGCACCAUUCCGCGAUGUCGUUAUAACUAGUCGUCUCUCUCUCUCUCACUACCAGCCAACCAAAACAUCAUUUUCUCGCCAAUAUCUCUCUCUCUCUUUUGUCUUUAUUUAUUCAUUGAAGAUACAAAAGAGAAGUGGAUAUAAUUUCAUGUUAAUUAAUUAUCACCUCCCCCCAGUUCUAAACUAUGUUAGCAUAUAACUAUAUAUAACUCUGAUGUGUCUUCUUUUUUGGCUCUCUUUUUUCGUUUUUUCUAGUCUGAUGAAAUGUGUUUUGUUUUUCUACCACAAUUUGAUACGGAAAACGAUACACUGGAUCCCCUUGAUCGGUUUAUUCGUGGCAUUUGAUACAUGAUUCGAAAAAACAAAACAAAUGAAUAAAUAUAUCUAUUAUAAAUGCAUCCACUGUUCUACCGAGUCGGUUCUCUCUCUAUAUACAUUACAUACAUACAUACAUACAAAUAACAUCCGCCGCCCACUACAAGGCGUUGUUGCGGAAUGAAUGGUCCUGCUAUUACUCCCAUGGCGCUAUUGUGCCGAGAUAAUAAGAGACGGGCCAUCAUCAGUGCUGAAACAGUUGGAGAGUCGUUGUCCUUGGAUGCUGGCAGUCUCCCACGGGCACGGUCUGCUGCUGUUGCUGGCGAAUAUCGAUCAUCUUGCAGUAAUUCGUGAGCGACGCCUUGGUUUUUCUGCUCAGUUGAUUACAACGACGUCGAGCAUCACAGCCUGCUGCGUGCUGCUCCCGCAGCGAUCCUUGAAUCAUUUUGGCUAAUAACCAAAGCGCAAACAACAUUCGAAAUGUGGGUCGAGGUUGUAUUCCUUGUAAUAAUGCGAUCGAAUUACACUGUUCGUUUAGAGCGCCAUUCUUUCAAAUCCAUGGCGAACUGCUUGCGGUAGUUAUGCUAUAGUCUCUCCCGGACAUCCGACACAUAUAUCUACCUAUCUACUUUGGAAACGUGAGCAGUAAAUUCACGAGUGGAAGUGACGUCACGCUGUUUGGAACGACGCCAGACCGACGCCGAGUUGUUUUCUGUAUUAUACACACACAAUGAUGAUGAUCGGGUCAUCCGGUGCAGCAGUCGGAGAGUCGGAGGAAUAAUAAUAAGAAGAUAUUUCUACUUUUUAUAACGAAGUCUAAGUCGUACAGUGCUUGGAGUACAAGCCACACGAUGACCGGGGGCCCGUCAAGGAAAGCAGCGGCCGUGAAUCACAGGGCGCGCAUACUGCGCGGAUUUGAUGUGAUGGAAAAUCUCCUCCGCCCCUCUUGUCAUUUGUUUUAUUUCGCGUUUUGGUUGCCCCGUUUCGCGCAUGCUGGGGGGAAAAAAGAAGCGACAGAUAUGGAAGACUAGCAAAUAAAUGCGGCGGAAUUGACUGUGAUGAACGUAGUGAUAAGCGGAUUAUAUGGCGCGUGCGGUGUGUGUGUGUGUGUGUGUAGCUGAAGGCCAUCGAGGCCGUUUGCGGAGAGAUGCCGCUUACACGUGUGCUUUCUCCUAAAGUAACAAAUUGGAAGUCUACUACAUGGAAGCAAUUUCAGCAGGAGAAAAUGGAGGACAGAGAUAUGCACCGAGACGGCGGGUAGAAAAUAAGACCAAAACAACAUCAUCUCACCCAAUCGCAGGAUAGUCUUUAAACAUUUCGAGUAAAUCGCAUCCGCUUCCACCGCGGUUAUCCACUUCCGGAAUUGGUUUCUCAUACCCCAAAGUGUUACGACCUUUUCUUCGCGUGGUAUCUUUUAGAUUUUGCACGGCAUCGCAUCAGUUCCCUCAUCUUUCUUUACGGAUGCAGCUGUUGGUAGUCAAACGUCUCAUCUCUGCUGCUGCAGAGCGCGAGUAAUAUAGUCGAUUCGUCUAAAGCACACCUAUAACCUUCAAACUUCACGACAUAUAGCGAGACUGCUGGCUCCUUCUUCACACGAGCAUUUGACGUCGCGCGGGAUGGAUAAAAGCGCGUCCUUCUUCCAAACUUCUGCGAAUUGAAUUGACAGGCAAUUAGACCUGAUGUUUACGACGUUGAGGCGCAUUUAGUUCCCAUCUUUCUCGCUUUCUGUUAUUGUUUUCUAAAAUUUAUACGAUCGAAAUGAGUCGGCUUCCACCGCCGUUUGGGGACCAGCCAAUGAGCCUAAUCGCAAUCGCCCCAACAUCGAACAUGGAAACAGACAGAUUUAUUGCCAGAAGACGCCUGGUAAAAGUGGAAGUACUUGCAUGCCGGCACACAGGUAUACAUACAGCAGAGUCCGUCCGCGCUUGGUGAUAAUAAGUGAAGGUCAAAAUCGUACCUCUACACACAAGUUCGAGGAAAUGAGGUAAGUGAACUCGUGAUAUCCUUGUUUAUCAUUUGAUCCUUUUCUUCUUCUCAGAUGUCGAAUGAUAUACGAUGGAUCGUGAAUCGCCAUGACGAUGACAAGCCGAUAGUUGCGAAUGACCGAGAACAAAGUUUAAAACUGAAGGUUCCCCACUCCCCCCCGCGGUGGUAUCACUCGGUAUCACUAGGCAGCGCCCAAUACCAUUUGAAGA